Camelina sativa (false flax) is the source of this 1644-nucleotide messenger RNA. Lineage: Eukaryota; Viridiplantae; Streptophyta; Magnoliopsida; Brassicales; Brassicaceae. The record is from RefSeq and is a predicted model, not a curated record.
UUUUUUUUUUUUUGUAGUGCGAGAAUAUCUGUAAAGGUGAAAUGUCACCAUUCUGGGGAAUUCAAGAUGGUGGAUGGUGUGUUAAACUACGUUGAUGGAGUUGUUUGUACUUUGGAGGUGGAUUCUGUCACAAUCUUUGAAGAUGUAUUGAUGAGUAUGCUUGAGAAGCGAAUUAAGCACAUUGGGAAGAUGUGGUACAAGCUACCAUUUGAGGAUUUAUCUGAUAGGAAGCCUCUGUGGGAGAAUGUGGAUGCCAAUAAGAAGAAAUUGGUUGCAAAAGGACGAUGGAUGGGAGAAGUAGAUAUCUAUUUUGAGAAGGAAGUAGGAGAAUGUGUUGAAGGUGUAGACACAAGAGCGGUUGGAAAUAAAGACACGGCUAUUGGAGGAGAAAAGAUCACAGAAGAAACACAACUACUUGUCAAGGAUGUCGCGUGUGAUGAUAAUGAUGAAGGUCAGAAUUCGGAGGCAUGUUUAUCUGAAUCAUCAGAGUCAGAUGUUGAGGCUGACAUUGUUGACGAGGAGGCUGAGGUUGUUGAAGAGGACAUACAAAUUUUCAACAACCAAAACUACGAGGAGCAGAUAUCGGAUGAAGAUGAUGUGUAUCCAGCAACUGAUGAUGAAUCUGGGGAUGAGGAAGCACAAACAGAGAGGAUGCAGAGAGGUGGUUUACUUGAUGGUGUGUUUAGUUUGAAGCAAGUGUUUAACAGUGGGAGUGAGUUUAAGAAGAAUGUGAUCAAGUAUGUAUUGAAGACUAGGCGGAAUGUUGUGUAUGAUAGGUGGGAGAAGGAAAAGCUUGGUGCAAAGUGUAAAGCAAAAGGCUGUGGGUGGAAAAUUUAUUGUGCUGUGGAGAACCCUAUCGGAAAAUGGAUGGUGAAGACCUAUGACUACGACCAUCAAUGCCAUCCAACAGGACGAUGUGAAAUUGUAAAGACUCCUGUCAUUGCUGAUUUAUUCCUUGAAGAUAUUAGGAGGGAUCCAGAGAUGAGUGGUCUAGAGAUUAAAGAUGAGAUGAAGAGGAGGUACAACAUCAUUAUCUCACCAAACCAGGCAAAAGUUGCAAGAAGACGUGUAUUUGAUAAGCUGCAAGCCGAAUGUGAUGAGCAGUUCGCAAGAUUAAGAGACUAUGAACUUCAUCUAAUAACGUAAGUUAAUAUGAUUUUGGCCUUAGUCUUAUUAUUUUUUAUUUCUUAUUUGGUUUAUUAUCGUGGUUGUCUUAAUAAGUUUUUGAUUUCUUUUAGGUCUAAUCCUCAAACUACAGUGGAGAUCAACACAGUAGUAAGAGCUGAUGGUCGUGAGGCAUUCCACCAAAUUUACAUUUGCUUUGAGCCGUUGAGGACUGCUUGGAAGCAGAAUUGCAGACCAGUCAUAGGUUUGGAUGGAACAUUCUUGAAGAACUCUUCAAAUGGGAUGAUGCUUACUGCUGUUGGAAGGGAUCCUAAUAACCAGAUUUUUCCAAUAGCAUGGGCCGUGGUAGACUGUGAGAACAAUCCCAAUUGGGAAUGGUUUGUGAAGAAGAUUAAAGCAGACUUGGAGUUGGGGCUGGGUGAGAACAUCACUCUCAUAUCGGAUAUGCACAAAGGGUUAAUUCACGGAGUUGCUACUGAAUUACCAAUGGCAGAGCAUCGAGCUUGUGCUAGACACAUC